Messenger RNA from Gracilinanus agilis (Agile Gracile Mouse Opossum), 2046 nucleotides. RefSeq names its product melanophilin (gene MLPH). Gene Ontology annotation, molecular function: actin binding; small GTPase binding; myosin binding. Gene Ontology annotation, cellular component: cortical actin cytoskeleton. The record is from RefSeq and is a predicted model, not a curated record. NCBI's taxonomy places the organism in Eukaryota, Metazoa, Chordata, Mammalia, Didelphimorphia, Didelphidae. Gene Ontology annotation, biological process: intracellular protein transport.
AUGGGCAAAAAACUGGACCUUUCCAGGCUGACGGAUGAAGAAGCCAAGCAUGUGUGGGAGGUGGUUCAGCGAGACUUUGAUCUUCGAAAGAAAGAGGAAGAACGAUUGGAGGAACUCAAGGGCAAGAUCCAGAAAGAGAGCACUAAGCGAGAGCUGCUUUCAGACCAAGCUCACCUGAACGAGACCCACUGUGGGCACUGCCUCCAGCCCUACCGCUUCCUGGUGAACAGCAGGCGACCCUGUGUGGACUGUCACCUGUUCACCUGUAAAAACUGCAGCAGCUACAACAGCAGGGAGCAAGGAUGGGUCUGCGACCCGUGCAGGCUGGCCAGGGUGCUGAAGACGGGCUCCCUGGACUGGUACUACGAGCACGUGAGAGCCAGGUUCAAGCGCUUCGGAAGCGACAAGGUGAUGCGCUCCCUGCACGGAAGGUGGCGAGGAAGCGGAGGCGGCUCCCCGGAGCCAGGUGAGGCGCAGCUCGGGCCGGUCGGGGGCGCUGGGGAAAGUGAGCGGACCGCUGAAGAGGCCGCCGCGGGGGCGGCCGCCGGGGCUCCCCAUCUCAGCAGAGAAAAGCGGCUGCUGGCUGUCCAUUCGUUUGACUUUGAAGUGGCCUCGGACUCCUGGGCUCAGCCUCUGCCGCCUCCUCAGCCCCUCUCAGAUGCUCCGAGUGCCGAUGAGGAGGAAGCUGCCUUCCCAAAGGAUGCCUCCAUCUUGGAGGCUUGCCCCACCCCCGAGGCCCAGGACGUUCUGGAGAAGCAGGGACAGAGCCGCCCCGAGGUCUCUCUGCCUCUGGACGCCGGCCCGGAAGGGAGCUCCAGCCCUGAUGGAGAUGCCCUGGGGAGUGACCAGUCCCAUCUCCCCUACUUUGCUGACACGGACACCUCCGAGGAGGAUGCUGAAAAGGCCCACAAGAUGGCGGCUCAUCAGCCCCACCCUUCCAAACGGAGAAGUUGGACUUCCUCCCAGGAAAGCGUGGCGCCCUCGGAAAACCAGAUCUUUGAAAUGAAUCAACGCAUGCUGGCCAUCGAAUGCCUGCUGGCUCGGCUAGAGGAGAGAAUCGUGGUGCCCCGGGAGGAGUCCUUCGGGCCUCGGCCCCGCACGGAGGCUGACUUGGAAGAGGAGGCCCUCAAGAGAAAGCUUGGAGAGCUGACCAGCAGGAUCAGUGACCGCGGAGCCUCCUCGGAGGAAGAAGAGGAGGGCCAGAGGGGGCCGAGCCCGGCCCAGAGCCCUGAGCCCAGGCCCGGCGAGGCCCAGCAGGCUAGCCAGACAUCCGGAGAGGACAAUCGGCCUCUUGGCCUUGAGGAACAAGCCACACGCACCGGAACCCCUGAUUCAGCACUCUCAGAACUGGAGGACAGAGUAGCCUUGACGGCCACUGAAGUCCAGCAUGCAAAGAGGGAGGUGUCAGAUAUAGAAUCUCGAAUUGCAGCUCUCAGUGCUGCUGGGCUCCCUGUCAAGACCUGGGAGAAACCAAAGAAGAAAUCAAACCUACAGAUUCUUCCCCUUCAGCCUACUGAGACCAGCCUGGGGGAGGAAGACCCAGAACUCUCUGGGGCCAACAAAGUCAUGUCUAGGCCACUUGUCCAGAGGAGAAUAUUCAAUAAUUCCCUUAAACUUCAAGACACAGUCGGUGGCCCUUUCAGCCGAAAGUCAGAUUACCGAGGCUCCUUGACCCAGAGGAACCCCAAUGGGAAAAACAGGAGGGUGGAUCACAUCUUUGCGGUAAGACGCUCCCCGCUCCAUUUCAUACUUCAGUCCGAUGAGUCUAUUGUUUAUAGCUAAAUACCAAAGGAUGGGCCAGCUGAGCCCAGCGAGGGUGGAGAAGAGAAAAGGGGGCGCCUUCGACUGGGCGAGGGUCCGUCUCCCAGAAUCCCGAGCGACCUGCUGGCCGGCACCAUGAAGCUUCUGGCCGUGGGCUUCGUGUACCUGCUGCUGGCCUGCCUGGCCCUGCCCGGGGCCGAGUGCCGGCUCCACGACCGCUCCAUGGAGAUCCGGACUCCUUCUGGCUACCUGCAGAUGGUGUGCCCAGCUGGUGCCAGACACUGA